CUGCUGCUGCUGCUCCAGCUGUGCGCCCACGGCCGCGCCCCCCGCGCCUCCCCACCGUCCCACCCCCACCGCUGCCCCAGAGCCUGCAUCUGCACCUCCGACCUGCUGAGCUGCAGCCGGCAGACGCUGCAGCGUGUGCCCUUGCCACUGCCACCCACUGCCACCACGCUGGACCUCAGCCACAACGCUCUCACCCAGCUCCACGACCACUGGCUGGCUGCCCUCCCGCACCUCGAGGCCCUCCACAUCAGCCACAACCAGAUUAAGGACCUUUCUCCACAGGCUUUUCACAACGCCUCCUAUCUGCGGCACCUUGACAUGUCCUCCAACCACCUGCACGCUGUCGAGACACACUACUUCAAUGAGCUGGUGAGCUUGGAGGAGCUUCUGCUCUACAACAACCGCAUUGCACGAGUGGAUGAAAACGCCUUCGCCAAGCUGAGCGGCCUGCAGAAAGUCUACCUGAGCUGGAACAACCUGACCACCUUCCCCUUCCGCUUGGUGCAAAGGCUGAGCAUCUGCAGCCUCCGCACGCUGGACCUCUCCUCCAACAGCCUGAGAAGCGUCCCAGUGGAAGAGCUGGCAGCUCUGCCUGAAACCAUCAGGAAUGGCUUGUACCUGCACAACAACCCCAUCAGGUGCAGCUGCCCACUCUACCUGAUGCUCCAGCGCUGGAAGCAGCGAGGUUACAGCUCUGUGAAGGAUUUCUUUGAGGAACACAUCUGCAAGGUGUCUGACAACGUGCCUGGGUCCCUGAUCAAGUUCCUCAAAUACAGCCACAUGUUUGAGAACUGCUUGGCGGGUCCUGAAGAUAUGCACCCCGUGCCCUUCCCUGUGAUGGUGGGCCAGACCCUCCUGCUCACCUGCAACACCAGCCUGCCAGCCGCAGCCACCACCUACAUGUGGAUCUCCCCUCACCAUGAGCCCAUCAAAUACCCAGGGAACAGCAACCGCUCCUUGGAGCUGUACCGCAAUGGCAGCCUGAAGAUCAAGGUGACCAAGCCCUGGCACUCGGGGGUCUACGUGGGCUUGGCCAUCAACAGCCCCCACAAUUUCAGCAGGCUGUGUGAAGUCAAUGUGACAGUCAACUACCCCAAGCCAGAUGAGGAGACCUUCAGCACAGGCCUCACCACCCUGCUGGGGUGCAUUGUGAGCCUGGUGCUCGUGCUCAUCUACUUGUACCUCACACCCUGCCGCUGCCUGAGCUGCUGCAAGAAGCCAGCUCCCCUCAGCCCAUGCAGUGCCCAGUUCUCCAGCCUCAGCACCACCCCCCCUGCCACCGACGGGCCAAACCGCAAAGUCAGUGCCAGCAAGCAUGUGGCUUUCCUUGAGCCCAUCGGGGAGACGCAGAACGGCAAGAUCCGCCUGGCCCUCGGCGAGGACUUCCCUGAUGCCAAGCACCUCAAGGUCCUGCAGCUCAAGUCAGACUCGGAGUCCAUCAGCUCUGUCUUUUCGGACACCCCCAUUGUGUCGUAG
Molecule: messenger RNA, 1476 nt
Organism: Chaetura pelagica (chimney swift)
Lineage: Eukaryota; Metazoa; Chordata; Aves; Apodiformes; Apodidae
Gene: AMIGO3
Product: adhesion molecule with Ig-like domain 3
Biological process (GO): brain development
Molecular function (GO): protein binding
Source: RefSeq, a predicted model, not a curated record